Molecule: messenger RNA, 1082 nt
Organism: Triticum urartu
Lineage: Eukaryota; Viridiplantae; Streptophyta; Magnoliopsida; Poales; Poaceae
Source: RefSeq, a predicted model, not a curated record
CUUUCACCCCGCAAAGAAGAGAGAACAAAGCCACGAAGAAGCAAGAGAAAGCAAAGCAAAGCGAACCGAGCCAAAGCGCCACGAGCAUCGAUCAAUGGCCGGAGGAAAAGAGGAUUGGGGUUGGGGGAUAAGAAUGUUUGGCGGGCAGGGAUCACAGAUUCCCUCCUCUUCCAAGUCACGUAAAAAGGCGCAUUUCGCGCGAUCUAAGUGCGCAUUAGACGCGCACUUGUGGUGGUGAUAUGCUUUGGUUACCCCCCUUUCCAUAACACCAUAUUUGAUCUCGCCUGCCUGCCUUGCCAUUGUCACUGUCAUUGUCAUCAUGCAGCUGUGCUCUCCUCCUCUUCUUCUUCUCCCUUCGCUUUUCUCUACUGCUCCCACCAGCUUCAUAUAGUGGCCGGUAGCUCAACGACGUCGUUGCUGGGUUCGUUCCGUUCACUGUGUAGAGAGAAACAACAUUGCCUCCUUGGGUUCUGGUGGCGAGGAGGAGAAACUUCAGAAGCAGAGGAGGGCCUCUCUCUAUAUGGGAAGACGGCCGGAUAGGUCGCUAGGGGCAUCGGCGUGUUGCAAGCGAGUGGUGGCCGUCAUCUUCCUCGUGUGUGUUGCCCUUCUUGUGGUGAUGGUGGCGACGACGAGUGGUGCUGGCGUCGGCUUCGGUCCAGCUCAACCCAGUGGCAGAGUGAGUACGAAGAGCUCCCCGGUGCAGGAGCCCGGUGGCGGACAAGCCGGCGAGGACGCGUACCGAAGCAGCAAGAGGAGGAUUCCCAAGGGGCCAGACCCUAUCCACAACAGGCGUGCCGGGAAGACCACGAUUGCGCCACGCCGGAGAGACUAGUACCGGCGAGAUGACGACCACCCACCCGGUCUUCUUAUCGGCAAAUGUUGCGACGGGGAAGCUUGAGGCGGAGAGAUCAGCUCUCCUACAAUGUGGAUUUUGGUAGUGGGGGUAAUGUACAAAAGUUGCGAUCUUCCCGCAAAAAAAUCUGUCAUUUUUUUGACCGAGAUUGAUCGACCGAUCUACCUUUCGCAUAUCCUUUCGAGAUUUCUUUUGAAUCCGUGGUGAUUUUGCCCAAAAAUUUGUUUCU